Molecule: messenger RNA, 2274 nt
Organism: Dendronephthya gigantea
Lineage: Eukaryota; Metazoa; Cnidaria; Anthozoa; Malacalcyonacea; Nephtheidae
Exons: 3
Coding region: 1-2274 (757 amino acids)
Source: RefSeq, a predicted model, not a curated record
AUGGCGAAUAGGGUAAGUGAGAAGCUAAAAGAUGGGAAAAAAGAUGCAGGUAAUGAUGAUGAAAGGCUGGCAAGAAGAAGGAUAAACAACCGAGCCCUGUUGGAUGCAGAAACGCCAGAGGAAAAGCAGUGUCGGUUAGAAAAGCAAAGGGCUGCGUACAAGAGAAGUAUUGAGGUAAGUACAAGCGAUGAAAGAGGAAAACAGAAAGAAAAAAGACGACAAAAAUCUCAUCAGGAAACCCCGAAACAAAAGGAAUGUCGUUUAGCGAAACGCAGGGCCGCUUAUAAACGCAGGACCGAAGCAAAUACUAGCGAAGAAAUUGAGACGAAAAGAGGAAAAGAACGGCAACAUUUACAACAACAAACGCCAGAGCAAAGAGAAAGUCGUUUGGCAAAACGACGAGAUGCCUAUAAACGGAGUAGUGAAGCAAGUACAAGCGAGGAAAUUGAGAUGCAAAGAGGGAAAGAACGGCAACUUUUACAACAACAAACGCCAGAGCAAAGAGAAAGUCCUUUGGCAAAGCGUAGGGCUGCUUAUAAACGGAGAAAGGAAGCAAGUACAAGUGAAGCAAGUGAGAUGCUAAGGAAAGAAAAAAGAGCAAACGCAAGAGAGAGAAGGCAACGUGAAAGUGUCCAAAAACGAGCAGAAAGACUUGAAAAUAUGAGGAAACAUGCGAAAAAAUCAUACGAGACAAGGUCGAAACCUCAGGAGGUACAGUCAGAAAACAAUCGGGUAAGAAUGUGUGACGAAGAAAGUACAAAUGCUGUAAGUAGCUGUAGUUCAGACCAAUAUUUGCCUGAAGGUGGUUGGCAAAAUGUUGACAACCCCUUGCAUGAGCAGGAGUUUGUUCAGAAUGAAAUGCACAGUUUUCAUUUAGAUCAAGAGCAUUUAGAGCAUCGGCAGUGUACAAUUUGUAAAGAGGCCUGGCCAACAAGGCAAAACUUGGCAGCAGAUCCCUUUGUUUGUUACCGGUGCAAAAGAGACAAGAAGUCCCCAAAGAAUUUCAGUGCUGGCAAUGACAUGGACCCAGGUAUUGUUCCUGAGCAAUUGAGAGGUUUGACACAGGUAGAGGAAAUGCUGAUUUCAAGGGUUUGCCCCAUCAUGCAAGUCUACAGAAAACAUGGUGGGCAAAGGGGCUAUAAAGGCCAUGUACUAAACUUACCACAGGAUAUUCAAAGUUUCUUGAAUAGGUUGCCUGCACAAGUAGCUGACUUGCCUGUUAUGAUUGUGCGUAGACAGGGUGCUGAUGAAACACAUAAAGAUUUUACAGUUCGUCGACACAGAGUGCUGGAAGCUAUUUUGUGGUUGAAAACAAACAAUCCAUUUUUCAAAGACAUUGAGAUUGACAGGGAUGUUAUCCAAAGCCUACCAGAGAAUGGUAUCCCUAAAGAGCUAAGGUAUGUUAUUGAUGACAAUGAACUUUCAGUUCAUGUUGAAAAUGAGGGCCCCCCGCAAGAACCUGUAAUGAGUGCUAAUGCGACAGUUGAAGAAUUAGUUUUAGGAAAUGGCAGUACAUCAUUUAUUCCUAUGCGUCAAAGACAAAGAAAGGAUGGUGCAGCUAUCCAAGAUGCAGUAAAUGAGGUUGACCCUUUGGACUGGCCAUCUACAGAAGGUAAUGCUGUUAAUGAAUUUAAAACAGAUGGUUUGGCAAGCAUGGCAUUUCCAACACUAUUUCCAUAUGGGAGAAGUGACCCAACAAACAGAGUCAGGCAACAUGAGGUAAGUUUGGCAGAGGCAUUCAAACACCUAAUGAAGUUUGCAGAGAGGCUACCAAAUGGUAAGUUUGAAUGGAGGUUUGCCUCUCAUCCUCGGUUCCCAUACUGGGCACUGAAUAUGAAGCAGAGACAUCAGUUGUUGUCACAAGCUAACAUUUACUUGCGGCAACAUCCAGCGGAUGCAAACAUGACUAUGGAGGAGCUGAAGACAAUGGUGAACUCGAUGAGUGCAAAUCAAAUGGUAAAUCGUUUGCAACGAUAUGUUUCAAAAAUUCAAGGAACAAAUCAGUAUUGGUAUCAGCGACUGCAAGAACUAUUAGCCCUGAUUGAACAAAAAGGUUGCCCUACCUUUUUUUUUACUUUUAGUGCAGCUGAUAGCCAUUGGCCAGACUUGCAAAGACUGUUGCAAAGUAAUGAAGGUGCAUCAAGAACAGAAAGAGCACAAGCAGUGAUAGACAAUCCACACCUGACGGAUUGGUUCUUCAUGCAAAGGCUACAGGAGUUUAUCAAACAUUGGCUUCAAGGAGUCUUGGAUGCUGAAUGGUUUUGCAGUGCUUGA